This is a messenger RNA of Mangifera indica (mango), 1252 nucleotides long. Its product is annotated as vesicle-associated protein 2-1-like. Gene Ontology annotation, cellular component: endoplasmic reticulum membrane; plasma membrane. Bases 410 to 1072 code for a protein of 220 amino acids. Gene Ontology annotation, biological process: endoplasmic reticulum membrane organization. The transcript is spliced from 8 exons. NCBI's taxonomy places the organism in Eukaryota, Viridiplantae, Streptophyta, Magnoliopsida, Sapindales, Anacardiaceae. The record is from RefSeq and is a predicted model, not a curated record.
GUGAUUAUUAGACAACACCCAAACUCAGCAGGGACACGUCAGACCUUUACUUGACAAUUACAUUUAUACCCAUGUGCCCCUCUCACGGGGUCCUACUUUGAGUCUGUUACUUUUGAACCGGGCUUCUCCUUCCUAUUUAUACUGACACAUGUAGUCUCUCUCUGCGUUCUCCCCUUCUCAUUCAAACGUUUGUGAUUGCACAGAAUUCCGUACUUCCACUCCUUUGACUGAAGAUUCCGAGUUUCAAUGUCAUUUGGAACUCCUGAAACAACCAGAAGCCCGAUUUUUGUGCCGAAAUCAUCUGGCCGCUACUACCGAGAAACUUCUUUCUGUUUCACCACAAGUUAAUUGUCACUUGAUUGCGUAGAGGGACGAGAAAAUUUGACUGAUCUGAAAGUGGGACCCAAUCAUGGCUACCGGUGGUGGUAAUCAGAUGAUCUCUGUUCAUCCAGAUGAGCUCAAGUUCAUUUUUGAACUAGAAAAACAAAGCUUCUGUGAUCUUAAAGCUUUGAACAACACAGAACAUCACGUGGCUUUCAAGGUCAAAACCACUUCACCUAAGAAGUACUUUGUAAGACCCAACACUGGUGUGAUACAGCCUUGGGAUUCUUGUGUUAUCAGAGUUACCCUCCAAGCUCAACAUGAAGCUCCUUUACAUAUGCAAUGCAAAGACAAAUUUCUCUUGCAGAGUGCAAUUGUGCUUCCAAAUACUGAUGUUGAUGAGCUUCCUCCAGAUACAUUUAAUAAGGACAGUGGAGAGACAAUAGAGGAGUGCAAGCUUAGGGUUGUUUAUAUUCCUCCUACUACAGCUCAAGGGAACUUAGAAGAUAAAGCCUUAGAGAACUCCACACAGAGUUCUGAUGCAAACUUGACUUUACAACACCUGAAGGAAGAAAGAGAUGUUGCACUUCGACAAACACAACAACUACAACAGGAUUUGGACAUGAUGAAGAAAAGACCGAAAAAUAAUUUGGGCUUCUCUUUGAUGUUUGCUGGUUUUGUUGGACUGAUUGGAUUCAUGGUGGGAUUCUUCUUGAACCAUUUAUUGUCUUCACCGCCCACCACAGAAUGAGUUGACUCAAAUAAUGACCGCAGGAGCGAGUGUUGUCUAUUUCAUUUGUAUAAUUUUUCUUGUUAUGUUGGGUGGAAAGUUAGCCAGCUUCCUUCUUUUUGUAUAUUGGAUCUUUGUCAAAUUCUGCCUUGAUCCGUUUGUUUUCUUGAUUUGUUUUAUUCAAUUUUUAUGUUACUCUUA